UGCACUAGUGUCAAACACCAGCGUGUGUGCGUGCGUGUGUGUGUGUGGCGGUGGUGACGAUUUGUCGCUGUUAAUAAUGAGAAGCGGUCCGUGCGUCACGGUGCGCUCCGGACCCUCCACCCUGCGUGUCAGAGCUGGAGGCAGGGCAGCAUGUGAUGAUGCUCCGUCCUCCAGUGUCCUGUGAGCGCCUCAGUCAGUGAAGCAGGAGCAGCCCGGCGGAUGUUUUAACGACUCUCUCCACAGAUUCCAUGACGGAUGCACUCAGAUUAAACCCUGGAUAUUGUUCAUCGCCAUUAAAGACUCAAGGACUGAGGCCAACACCUGAAAUCCAGCUGUCACUCCUAAGUCUCCUUCUUACAGCUCCAUCCAUCCAUCUCUUCUCCACUCUUUGCAUCUCUUCACUCUGUUCCCACCAGUCUCUUUCUUCCAUCUCUCUUUCUCUCUCCACCCCCUGCCCCCUCCCGACCCUCAGCCUCCCUCAUGCCUAAGAACAGCAAGGUGACCCAGCGCGAGCAGAGCAAUGAGCACGUCACUGAGUCGGUGGCCGACCUGCUCGCACACGAGGAGCCGCUGGACUACAAGAGCAGCUCCCUGAAAGUCGGAGGGGCAGCUGGGAAGAAGCCCCCACAGAUAGAGGUGCCCGAGAACGAUGGGCGCCCCGCCUGGAACAGCAAGCUCCAGUACAUCUUGGCCCAGGUGGGCUUCUCUGUGGGACUGGGCAACGUGUGGCGCUUCCCUUACCUGUGCCAAAAGAAUGGAGGAGGUGCCUACCUGGUUCCCUACUUCAUCCUCCUCCUCCUCAUCGGCAUCCCGCUCUUCUUCUUGGAGCUGGCGGUGGGUCAGAAGAUACGCCGUGGGAGCAUCGGUGUGUGGAACUACGUCUGUCCCAGUCUGGGCGGAAUAGGGAUGUCAAGUCUGAUGGUGUGUGGCUUUGUGGGUCUUUACUAUAACGUGAUCAUUGGCUGGAGCAUCUUCUACUUCUUCCAGUCCUUCCAGUAUCCUCUGCCAUGGAGCGAGUGUCCAAUCAGAAAGAACGGGACACUUGCCAUUGUGGAGCCCGAGUGCGACAAAAGUUCGGCCACGACUUAUUUCUGGUACCGACAAACCCUGAACACGACCAGCACGAUUGCAGAGAGCGGCGGCCUCAACCUCAAAAUGACCCUGUCUCUGUUUGUGGCCUGGAUCAUCGUCUGUCUCGCCGUCAUUAAAGGAAUCGCGUCCUCUGGGAAGGUGAUGUACUUCAGCUCUCUUUUCCCCUACGUGGUGCUCUUUUGUUUCCUGGUCAGGGGGUUAAUGCUGAAGGGAUCGGUGGAUGGUAUCGCUCACAUGUUUACUCCCAAGCUGGAGAAGAUGUUGGAGCCCCAGGUUUGGAGGGAAGCAGCCACCCAGGUGUUUUUCGCCCUGGGUCUGGGCUUUGGAGGAGUGAUAGCUUUCUCCAGUUACAAUAAGAUAGACAACAACUGUCAUUUUGACGCCGUGCUCGUCUCGGUCAUCAACUUCAUGACCUCCAUUCUAGCCACGCUGGUGGUGUUUGCUGUGCUGGGCUUCAAGGCGAACAUCAUGAACGAAAAGUGUAUCGUAGAGAAUUCUGAGAAGAUCCUGGGGUACCUCAACUCAAACGUCCUGAGUCACGACCUCAUCCCUCCACACAUGAACUUCUCCCAACUCAGCACAUCAGACUAUGCUGAGAUAUACGGAGUCAUCAAGACGGUCAAAGAGGACGGCUUCGCCCAGCUGGGUCUGGAGCCUUGUCUCCUUGAGGACGAGCUCAACAAGUCUGUCCAGGGCACCGGCCUGGCUUUCAUCGCCUUCACAGAGGCCAUGACUCAUUUCCCAGCAUCUCCCUUCUGGUCGGUCAUGUUCUUCUUCAUGCUAAUUAACCUCGGCCUGGGCAGCAUGAUCGGCACCAUGACUGGCAUCACUACACCCGUUCUCGACGCCUACAAGGUCCAGAAGGAGCUUUUCACAGUGUGUUGCUGCGUUGUCGCCUUCCUGUGUGGCCUGUUGUUCGUUCAGCGCUCAGGGAAUUACUUUGUCACCAUGUUCGAUGAUUAUUCUGCUGGUCUGCCUCUCACUGUCGUUGUCAUCCUGGAAAAUGUGUCUGUCGCUUGGAUCUACGGUACUAAAAGGUUCAUGCAGGACCUGGAGGACAUGUUGGGAUUCAGACCGUGCAUUAUCUACUUCUACCUGUGGAAAUACGUCUCCCCGUUCUGCCUCAUCGUUCUCAUCUCAGCCACUGUCAUAGAGAUGGCCAUCAGCCCACCAGGAUACAACGCCUGGGUCGAAGAGCUGGCUCAUGAACGUUUCCAGAGUUACCCUCCCUGGGCACUUGCCAUGUGCUUCGCUCUAAUCGUAGUGGCCAUGCUUCCUGUCCCCAUUGUCUUCAUCGCUCGUCACUUUAACCUGAUGUCCGACGGCUCCAACAAGCUGUCAGUCUCCUACCGUAAAACCAUGAUGAAGGACAUCUCUAACCUGGAGGAGCAGGAUGAGGCCAGAUCCAUCCUCGGAGCCAAACCCGGUGAGGCACCGUCAUCAGCCCCAGUACACAAAGCAUACCUCACUCCUGGAGAGAACAAACCCCUGGACCCGAACUCCCUGUCUCCAAACAGCUGCUACGGUACAAGCUACCAAAACGCUGCCAUCAGUCCCACCACGCCAACAACACCGACCACGCCUGUCACGCCUGUCACGCCAGUCACGCCAGUCAUGCCAGAGUCUGACUCUUGAUUGCCGUCCAAACAUCCAGUCCUGUAGCACAGUUUACCUUUCAGCCAUAACGUCUCCACCAGGGAUCACUGCAGCUCCGAGAGUCCCCACCACCGCCCUGCUAACGCCACUAAACGUAGUCGCCUAAUUGAUCUGAGCACACAUGUCCCAAAAACCAAAAAUUUGCCCUGUUUCCCAGCAUCUUGACAUGUAGGCAGUGUGGAGAUAUAUGUCAAAAGACAAAAAUUCACUCUCAACAGUGACACACUGUAUACACCUCUAUUCUGUUUUGUGUUUGAAAUCACAUUAUUUAUGUGCUUGAGCAGAAGGUCUGUGAUCUGCUUUUCUUUGCCUUAGUAUAAGGACCCUCUGCAGACAUAGCCCCCCUCACAGUAUAAUGCACACCCCUCUGGAGAGGAUCUGGAAGAACGAAUGUAGUGGAGCUGGUGUGGUGAACAGGUUUUUCACUGCAGCACAGUGGCACUGAGAGGCCGAAAUGAAUGUGCAUAUAAGGUUUAAUGUUGUAGAGAUACUGUUCAUCAAAGCCAUACAGCUUAACACAGAUUACGUUAUUUUCUAUUACAGAAUAUGCAGUGAUUUCACUUUGUCUCCAUUGAGCUCUGUUCUGCUCUGAAAUACAGAACACGUCACGUUGAUUUGUCUCCACAGAUCAAACUGCAGUUGCAAAAUUGACCUCCUACUCUGUUUUGUUUGUAGUCAUUAGUGUUCUUGUUCAUUCUGUAAACAACAGUGUACAGUAUAUUAUUAUAAUAUAGGAUAAUAUAGUUUUUAUUUUCUGGAGGAGAUCAAAGCCACCGUCUGUCUCAUUGUGCAUCACACACACACACACUAAUAUUAGUGUGUGUGUGUGUGUGUGUGUGUGUGUGUGUGUGUGUGUAGAGAAUCGCUCAUUUCAGUUUGUCUGCCAAAGAGUAAAAAGUACAUAAUAAAAAAACUUGAAGUUCCACUGACAGGAAGCACAGCUUUGUGUUGCGUCUUUGGUGCAGCUCUGACAAAAUGACAAUGCUACAAAAGCACAAAAAAGAUUUUCCACAAUUAUAAUGCACAAGCGAAUUGACCUAUUAAUUUAAAAUGUAUGCACAUGUAGAAUUAAAAUAAUUAAAUAGGUCAGACAUAAUGAUGAAGCAAUAUAUAGCACAAACUAGAAUGCACAAACUAUAUUCUUUAUGGAGCAAAAACAAAACAAACACGUUGAACAAAAAUCUGCAAUGGACUAAAAGAUUUAUGAAGUUAAGGGACAAAUAUUCAAAUUAAAUCAGUUGAAUUAAUAUUAUACUCUGAUAUUUUGAUAGUAUGAACUUCUCUCUGCCUUAGACUUCUCACAUGUUCAUGCACGUACACGGGCAAACAGUAAAUACAUGAAUAUAACACAAAUGUGCAUAUUUUCUGUAUAUUUGUGAAAUAUUACUGGACGUGCAGCCCCAGGUUUCCUCUUUGAUAAAGGACUUUGACUCCUGACAGUCUGAACUGGUUUAGACAGUCAAAUGAAGCACAUAGAAGACACAUAAAAGAGCACUUUUAUUUUUGUCAGAUGUUCAAAGCCAUGGUGUUAAAAAACGGACUGUGUUUAUAUUCCUGUAUAUUUCAAGUGUAUGUAGUUGUAAUGAAUAACAAAGAUUUAUCUUUUACAAGUGACCAGUAUAUAAAUAACUGUAUAUUUUCAUCUUGUGUAGCCUAAAGCUUAAUGAGGUUGCAUAUUUUAAGAUUUAUCUAUUUUGUAGUUUGUGUAUGUUUGAUGUGAAAACACUGCGGGCGGUUGGAAGUGAUGUGUGUGUGUGUGUGUGUGUGUGUGUGUGUGUGUGUGUGUGUGUGUGUGUGUGUGUGUGUGUGUGUGUGUGUUUGUGUGCAGCAGCUGGUUGUGUUAAUGGGAGCUGUGUGUUCUGGUUGCACCUCAUGUUCAGUGAUGUCCGCUCACCUGUUUUCACUUUAGGUUUACUGGUCUACUUGUUUGUAGCCCCACUAGCAGUUAAGCACAAAUUACUCUUAGUUCAUGACACGAUACCUGUGAAAUAACAACAUUCAAUAACAAGGAACAUUUCCACAGGAGCUCAGGUUUGUAUAUUUUUUAAAUUGCAUGGAAGUGUCUUCAUUUAAAUUCCUGUGAGAAACUUUAUCCUCGACACACAUAUAUAUCCACAUAUAUACAACAUACAGAUCAGAGUUUGACAAGCUGACAACAUGACCUCUCUCCCUGCGCUGCCCUCAGGCCAAACCUUGUGUUGGUAGAUGUAGCAGUGGUUAAUCUGAAAAUAUUAAAAAUCGUUUCAUUUAUUCAUCCAUUCAGAAACUUUGUGUGACACUAGUGUGGCUACAAACCUUAAGUCUUGUUUUGUUUCUCGUGCUGUUUUAGUUUGUGUGUCCCAGGUACUUCCUGUUGAGGGUGUAUCACAUAGAUCUCUCUGUUGUUCAAGUCUGUAAAUAAUCUUGUGUAACCAAAUAAUUCCGAAGAUGGAUUUUAUUCACGUGACAUAUAUCAAUGUCUUAAAAAGUAGGCUAACUGUUUUAGCAUUAAAUGUUACAUGACGUAA
Hippoglossus stenolepis (Pacific halibut) is the source of this 5255-nucleotide messenger RNA. Its product is annotated as sodium-dependent neutral amino acid transporter SLC6A17. Gene Ontology annotation, biological process: alanine transport; proline transport; sodium ion transmembrane transport. The transcript is spliced from 12 exons. Gene Ontology annotation, cellular component: plasma membrane; synaptic vesicle. The coding region runs from base 481 to 2727 and encodes 748 amino acids. Lineage: Eukaryota; Metazoa; Chordata; Actinopteri; Pleuronectiformes; Pleuronectidae. The record is from RefSeq and is a predicted model, not a curated record.